AUGGGCCAAGACGAGUUUCCCGAAGUCCAAGGAGGAGGCUCAUUAAUUCUGGCAUGGCAGAUUAGGAAUAAAAGAGUAUUGGUAGUAGGAGGUGGAGAGGCAAGACGAAUAUUGAACGUCUUGAACGCAGAUGCAAAGGUCACAGUCGUUUCUCCCCGCGAAGGUUUAAAUAAAGAAGUUGCCUUCCGAAUUGAAAAGGGGCAGGUCGACUACGUGGACCGGAAAUUCGAACCUUCAGAUCUCGAUGAUGUAGAUAUGGUCCUGACGGCAGUGGAUGACAUUGAAGCCUCGACGCAAAUAUGGAAGCUGUGCAAGGAGAGGAAGAUAGCGGCGAAUAUUGCAGACGUGCCACCAGAGUGUGAUUUCUACUUUGGGAGUGUGCAUCGAGAUGGGCCUUUGCAGAUCAUGGUCAGCACGAAUGGAAAGGGACCUCGACUGGCGAAUAUUGUCAGGAGGUCGAUAGCAGAGAAAUUACCGGAAAAUAUUGGAGAGGCGAUAAUGAAGGUGGGGAAAUUAAGGCAAAUGUUGAGGAAAAUCGCGCCGAAGCCUGAAGAGGGACCUAAGAGGAUGUCUUGGAUGAUCAAGGUCAGCGACGCCUAUAGCCUGGAGGAUCUAUGCGAGAUGAGUGACGAAGAUAUGGAAACACUAUUGAGAUUCUAUGCUCCGGACAAGGUUCCUAGGCUGGGAUGUUUGAAAGCUAUGGAAGGAGAGCUGGAUGCGUUUGAUGGUUCAUUUGGCUUCUGCGUUGGGUGGGGUUAA
Molecule: messenger RNA, 759 nt
Organism: Lachnellula hyalina
Lineage: Eukaryota; Fungi; Ascomycota; Leotiomycetes; Helotiales; Lachnaceae
Gene: met8
Product: Siroheme biosynthesis protein met8
Exons: 3
Coding region: 1-759 (252 amino acids)
Biological process (GO): siroheme biosynthetic process
Molecular function (GO): protoporphyrin ferrochelatase activity; precorrin-2 dehydrogenase activity
Source: RefSeq, a predicted model, not a curated record